AUGGAAGACAAGAAUGGAGUCGACACUAUGAUCAUCGAGUUUGGCAACCAAGUACAGAAAAUAUUUGGUAACCUAAAACAUUGCCCCGUAAGCAUAGAGUUCAUCCAAUUCGGCCAUGACCCAAAUGCGACGAGCAGAUUACGGAGAUUAGAUGACGAUCUAGUAUACUAUGGAAUUCCGGACAUUGUUGACUCCGAGCACUGCUCGGGGGAUGUUAACAAAAUGCUUCUAGGAAGCUUCGUCGAAGAAUACGAUCUCUUCGAUGACGGUGAGCCCGCUUCUAUGUCCAUAAGCGCAGGAGUAGACGCAGGCCCUCCAACGGAGACCCCAUUGUCGCAGCUUACAAAUCAUUUCCCGACCUCGAGCAAUGCUUAG
Molecule: messenger RNA, 375 nt
Organism: Pseudogymnoascus destructans
Lineage: Eukaryota; Fungi; Ascomycota; Leotiomycetes; Thelebolales; Thelebolaceae
Exons: 2
Coding region: 1-375 (124 amino acids)
Source: RefSeq, a predicted model, not a curated record